Messenger RNA from Camelina sativa (false flax), 1209 nucleotides. Its product is annotated as GATA transcription factor 18-like. Gene Ontology annotation, biological process: regulation of DNA-templated transcription. NCBI's taxonomy places the organism in Eukaryota, Viridiplantae, Streptophyta, Magnoliopsida, Brassicales, Brassicaceae. Gene Ontology annotation, molecular function: sequence-specific DNA binding; zinc ion binding. The record is from RefSeq and is a predicted model, not a curated record.
CAUUCUUCAUUCACUUCACUCCAACGUGAAACCUGCAACUUAAUUUAUCUCCUCCCAUUAUUUUCUUUAGCUUCUCUUAAAUUUUCACACUUAGGGUUUUUCAAAGAAAGAGAGAGAGAGAAGUGUGUGAGAGCGAUGAUGCAGACUCCGUACACUACUUCAACGCAGGGUCAGUAUUGUCAUUCUUGUGGAAUGUUCCACCACCACAGCCAAAGCUGCUGCUACAACAACAACAACUCCUCCAACGCCGGAUCUUACUCGAUGGUCUUCUCCAUGCCAAACGGUGGCGUUUUCGAACAGACCGGCGAGGACUAUCAUCACUCUUCCUCCGCUGUUGACUGCACUCUCUCACUUGGAACUCCUUCUACGCGGCUUUGUGAGGAGGACGAGAAACGUAGACGCUCUACUUCCUCUGGUGCUUCUUCUUGCAUCUCCAACUUCUGGGACUUGCUUCACACCAAAAACAACAACUCGAAAACGACGCCGUUCAGUAACGUUCCUCCUUUCUCCACUAACAAGCCAACCCGCGGUUGUUCCGGUGGUGGAGGAGGCGGUGAUUCUCUUCUCUCUAGACGCUGUGCCAACUGCGACACCACUUCUACUCCUCUAUGGAGGAAUGGUCCUAGAGGCCCUAAGUCCCUAUGCAACGCAUGCGGCAUUCGUUUCAAGAAGGAAGAAAGAAGAACCACGGCGGCUUCGGGAAACAUCGUCGUAGGAGCUGCACCGGUUCAAAACGAUCACUACGGGCAUCACAACUCCGGCUACAAUAAUUACCAUGCUGCCACCGGUAACAACAAUAACAAUGGUACUCCGUGGGCUCAUCAUCAGUCGACGCAGAGGGUUCCUUGUAACUAUCCGGCAAACGAGAUCAGGUUCAUGGAUGAUUACAACGGGGGAGUAGGAAACAAUGGUGAAUCUGACGGUGCUCACGGUGGCGUUCCGUUCCUUUCGUGGAGGCUUAACGUGGCGGAUAGGGCAAGUCUUGUCCACGACUUUACCAGAUGAAAGGGAAAAGAAGAAAACGACGUUAGGUUCUUAAAAAUCUCCAUGUGGUUUAAUUAUGUCUAAUUAAAAAAAAUGUUAUGAAAAAAAAAAAACAUUAGAAGUGUAUAUCGAGGGACGAUGUUGAUGUUAUUGAUAGCGACGGUCUAACUUAUGGUUUAUCUAUAAAAGUACCGUUCUGGUCAAAUUUAAAUUAAUUUCCUAUAU